Vespula pensylvanica (western yellowjacket) is the source of this 875-nucleotide messenger RNA. Its product is annotated as cytochrome b5-like. The transcript has 2 exons. Bases 73 to 477 code for a protein of 134 amino acids. Gene Ontology annotation, molecular function: heme binding. NCBI's taxonomy places the organism in Eukaryota, Metazoa, Arthropoda, Insecta, Hymenoptera, Vespidae. The record is from RefSeq and is a predicted model, not a curated record. Gene Ontology annotation, cellular component: intracellular membrane-bounded organelle; membrane.
UUCUGCGAGUGCGGUUGUGCGAGAUCGCGAGGCUAAAAGAAACAACGUGUUUUAAAAAUCGAAAAAAGAAAGAUGGUGCAAUUAAAAAAGUAUACCAAAGACGAGAUACAGAGGACAAAGGCUGCCGGAAAAGUAGUAAUAAUUCUACACGAUAAGGUCUACGAUGUCACAGAAUUUUUGAAUGAACAUCCAGGUGGUGAAGAGAUUCUUAUCGAUCAUGCAGGAAAAGACGGUACAGAAAAUUUCAACGAUGUCGGCCAUUCCCAAGAUGCUCUUGAUCUAAUGAAUAAAUAUAAGAUAGGCGAACUCGUAGAAUCAGAAAGAACUAAUAAGCCUUUAAAAAAAGGUUGGGUCGCUGGUUAUAAUAACAAACAACCGGAAAAGGAAAAAUACGUUAAGGGACCAGGGGCGCCAUUUUAUACCUUAAUCGCCGCCAUUAUGCUUUUAGCCGCCAUUGUAUUUUACAAUAUGUCAUGAUUAUCGUAAGAUAAAGAUGAUAACGAUUAAUUAAUAUCAUCAUCAUCAUCAUCAUCACCAUCAUCAUCGUCAUCCUGAUUAUCAUCACAUCGUGUUUUAGAGAUUUAUGUUUGUAAAAAGAAUAAGAAAUUAAAAUAAUAAAAAAUGAAUAAAUACAUAAAUAAAACAAAAUAAUUUUAGCAUGUUUUUGACUUCAAGGAUUCUACAUUGCUGCGAUUAAAAAAAAAUCAUUUUAAAAGAGAUUGUAUAAACAUACGAGCGCACAUACUACACACAUAGAACCCUUUUUUAAAAUUGUUUUCGUAUCACUUGUAAUUAAUAGUAUACGAACGUAUUAUAUUUAUACGUAUAAGUAGAAAAAGAGAUAAUUUACAAUGAAUAUAUAUAAGCGUGAGUUA